UUUGCCUUUUCAGUUCUCACAUGUUCGAGGAAAACAUGGCAGACCCCGCGAAAGACACGCAGAUUGUUACAGUAAAGAAGAAUAUAGCGCGUGGUCCACGGCGGGUGAUCAAUCAAAUCCCUGAAGACAUCCUGCAGGACCCGGAGAUCAACGAGGCGAUCAGAGUUCUACCUGCAAACUACAACUUUGAAAUCCACAAGACGAUAUGGCGUGUCAGACAAGCAAACUCCAAGAGAGUGGCUCUGCAGCUUCCAGAGGGCCUACAGAUGUUUGCUUGUGUCAUCGCAGACAUCAUCGAGAGGUUCACGGAGGCGGACACCAUCGUGAUGGGCGACGUGACGUACGGCGCCUGCUGCGUGGACGACUUCACCGCCCGGGCCCUGGGGGCCGACUUCAUGGUGCACUACGGCCACAGCUGUCUCAUCCCCAUAGAUUCCACCGCAGGCAUUAAGAUGCUGUACGUGUUCGUGGACAUCCAGAUGGACAAUGCCCACUUCCUGGACACGGUCAAGUUCAACUUCCCCGCCGGACACUACCUGGCGCUGGUCAGCACCAUCCAGUUUGUGGCUGCGCUCCAGGCUGUGAGUGCAGCCCUGAGGCCAGAGUAUGAAGUGCUGGUUCCACAGUGUCGGCCGUUGUCCCCGGGAGAGAUCCUGGGCUGCACCUCUCCCCGCCUGGACCGCAACGUCAACGCUAUAAUAUACCUGGGAGAUGGCCGGUUCCACCUGGAGUCCAUCAUGAUCGCCAACCCUGACCUCCCGGCCUACAGAUAUGACCCUUACAGUAAGGUGUUCUCCAGAGAGUACUACGACCAUGACGCAAUGAAAGCCAUCCGGCUCAAGUCCAUCGAACAGGCUCGUUCGGCCCAGAGAUGGGGCCUCAUCCUGGGGACACUGGGCCGGCAGGGGAGCCCCAAAGUGCUGGAGACGCUGGAGGCCAAGCUGGAGUCCCUGGGGAGGUCCUUCAGCCGCGUGCUGCUGUCUGAGAUCUUCCCAAGCAAACUGGACCUGAUGCCCGACGUGGAUGCGUGGGUCCAGAUCGCGUGUCCGCGCCUGUCCAUCGAUUGGGGCUCGGCCUUCACCAAACCACUGCUGUCUCCCUAUGAGGCUGCGGUGGCGCUGCAGCAGGUGGGCUGGCAGGAGACGUACCCCAUGGACUUCUACUCCAACCAGAGCCUGGGGCCAUGGACUCCCAACCACCCCGACCACCAACCGGCACGUCCGGCCCGCAGACAGGCCCAGAAACCAGCCUCCAAGCCAGCCUGCACCGCAGAGCCCGCAGUACCCAGCAUGCAGUGCUCCCAGAACCAGUGCUCCCAGAACCAGUGCUCCCAGGACCAGUGCUCACAGUCCCAGUGCGGCCAGAACCAGUGCUCACAGACCCAGUGCGCCCCCUGUGGCUGUCACAAAGAAUGACACAAAAAACUCUACAUCCACUGCUUUUUUCACCAGCUUCACUAAUCACAUGCAGCUCUUGCGGCUUACUGUAUUAUAGCCCACUGUACAGUAAGGCUGCCACGAUGGAGGACACGAUGUCUAGAAAGAGAGAGAGGGAGAGACACUCUUGUUCCAGAUGGAUUACAGAGCAAUGCUCUUCUAUCCAUGGGCAAGCCAGAGGAAAUGAAAUGCAUUUGUUGUAUUUACAGUUGGAGGGGGGAGAGGGAGAGGGGGGAAACAGAGAGAGGGGGUGACACAGAGAGAGGGAGGGGGAGGGAGGGGGGAGAUAGGGAGGACGAGAGAGGUGCUUGUGUUCUUCCUAGACAGGACCUAGCGAACUGAAUGGUGUUGUUGAAGGAUGUGGUGGUUAAAUCGACUGGCUUCCUGUCCAACCCGAUGAUGCCGUCAGCAACACCGAUGGCAUCAUGAUGUUCACUCACACGACCGCGUGUGUGCGUGAGGUUACUGUGUGAGAUGAAGCCCUUUCUCUGUAUAUAAUGUCAAUAAAAAACACACUUAUUUAAAUC
Messenger RNA from Gadus chalcogrammus (walleye pollock), 1963 nucleotides. It is a transcript of the gene dph1, whose product is annotated as diphthamide biosynthesis 1. The transcript has 12 exons. Gene Ontology annotation, molecular function: 2-(3-amino-3-carboxypropyl)histidine synthase activity. Bases 21 to 1415 code for a protein of 464 amino acids. The record is from RefSeq and is a predicted model, not a curated record. NCBI's taxonomy places the organism in Eukaryota, Metazoa, Chordata, Actinopteri, Gadiformes, Gadidae. Gene Ontology annotation, biological process: protein histidyl modification to diphthamide.